UUGCAGGCUUCAAGGGCAAGGUUGUUCAAGGAAUACAAAGAGGUGCAGAGGGAGAAAUCGGCCGAUCCGGAUAUCCAGUUGGUUUGUGAUGAUUCCAACAUUUUCAAAUGGACUGCUCUGAUAAAGGGACCUUCGGAGACUCCCUUUGAUGGUGGGGUCUUCCAGCUUGCCUUCGCGGUGCCGGAGCAGUAUCCCUUGCAGCCUCCUCAAGUUCGUUUCUUGACGAAAAUAUUCCACCCAAAUGUGCAUUUCAAGACUGGGGAGAUAUGUCUGGACAUCUUGAAGAAUGCAUGGAGUCCGGCAUGGACGCUUCAGUCGGUUUGUAGGGCUAUCAUUGCUCUUAUGGCUCACCCUGAGCCUGAUAGCCCUCUGAACUGUGAUUCAGGAAACCUUCUGCGAUCUGGCGAUGUAAGAGGUUAUCAGUCCAUGGCCAGAAUGUAUACAAGGCUCGCAGCUUCACCAAAGAAAGGCUGAAACUGCAAAAACUGUUAUUGUCUGCUCUGUUUGUUGACGACGAUAAUUCUCGAUAUGGUUAAUCCUUUGGGUUCCUAAAUUUCCAUUCUGUGUUGUAUGCUGAAAUAUCGAUUUUGUGUAAGUAGCUUUUCUUUGAGAUAGGAAACAGUUGAUUGCUAUCAAUAAGAGUAAUUGAGAC
This is a messenger RNA of Linum tenue, 652 nucleotides long. The record is from the annotation of a GenBank genome assembly. NCBI's taxonomy places the organism in Eukaryota, Viridiplantae, Streptophyta, Magnoliopsida, Malpighiales, Linaceae.